This is a messenger RNA of Mustela erminea (ermine), 6730 nucleotides long. It is a transcript of the gene TTC21A, whose product is annotated as tetratricopeptide repeat domain 21A. Gene Ontology annotation, biological process: intraciliary retrograde transport; protein localization to cilium. NCBI's taxonomy places the organism in Eukaryota, Metazoa, Chordata, Mammalia, Carnivora, Mustelidae. The record is from RefSeq and is a predicted model, not a curated record. The transcript has 28 exons. Gene Ontology annotation, molecular function: protein binding. Gene Ontology annotation, cellular component: intraciliary transport particle A. Bases 81 to 4127 code for a protein of 1348 amino acids.
GCGUGUCGGGGACCCUGACUCGAGAAUCCAGCUCCGGGCGGCCCCACCAGACCGGGACUCGGAGGCCCGGGAGCCUGGAGAUGAGCAGCGAUGACUCCUCUCUUAUGGCUGGGAUCAUUUACUAUAGCCAGGAGCAGUAUUUCCGUCAUGUGCAGCAGGCCGCAGCCUUGGGCCUGGAAAAAUUCAGCAAUGACCCCGUCCUACAGUUCUUUAAAAUCUACGGGAUCCUCAGGGAAGAGCACAUCCAGGAUGCCAUUAGCAACCUGGAGAGCAUCCGGAAUCAUCCAGACGUGUCCUUGUGCUCCAUCAUGGCCCUCAUUUAUGCUCACAAGUGCUGCGAAACCAUUGACCGAGAAGCCAUUCAGGAGCUGGAGAGCAGCCUGAAGGAAAUCCGCAAGACAGCCAGCGCAAGGGCCAUGUACUACGCCGGCCUCUUCCUCUGGCUCAUGGGGCGCCACGACAAGGCCAGGGAGUACGUCGACCGCACCCUGAAGCUCUCCAGCAGCUCCAGAGAGGGCUAUGUGCUCCGAGGCUGGGUGGACCUCACCUCAGACAAGCCCCAUACCCUGAAGAAAUCCAUUAAGUACCUGGAACAAGGAAUGCAGGACAGCAAAGAUGUGCUGGGGCUGAUGGGAAAGGCGACCUACUUCAUGUUGCAGCAGAACUACUCGGGGGCACUGGAGGUGGUGAACCAGAUCACUGUCACCUCAGGGAGCUUCCUGCCUGCCCUGGUCCUAAAAAUGCGGCUGUUCUUGGCUCGACAGGACUGGGAGCAGACAGUCGAAAUGGGACACAGAAUUUUAGAAAAUGAUGAGUAUAAUAUCGAUGCCUGCCAAAUCCUAGCCAUGUAUGAGCUUGCAAGAGAAGGAAACACGACCACAGCUACCAACCAUGUUAGAAAUCUGAUUAAGGCACUGGAAACAAGGGAGCCUCAAAAUCCAAGCCUCCAUCUUAAAAAAAUUCUUGUGAUUAGCAGGCUGUGUGGGAAACACCAGGCGAUUCUCCGGCUGGUGUGCCCCUUCAUGGAGCGUGCAUUCGUGGCCACACCCUCCUAUGCCCAGGUGGCCACAGAGCUGGGCUACCUCUUCAUCCUGCAUGACCAAGUGAGGGAAGCGUCUCGGUGGUACUCGGAGGCCUUGAAACUGGAUGGGAGCAGUGUGGCUGCCUUAACAGGGAUCAUCUGGUGCCAGAUCCUGGACGGCCACCUGGAAGAGGCAGAGCACCAGCUGGAAUUCCUGAAGGAGGUGCAGCAGUCCCUUGGGAAGUCUGAGGUGCUGCUUUUCCUCCAGGCCCUCCUGGCAUCCCGCAAGCACACGGGAGAGCAGGAAGUCACUGCCCUCCUGAAGGAGGUCGCAGAGCUGCACUUCUCCAGCAUGCAGGGCCUCCCCCUAGGCUCUGAGUACUUCGAAAGACUGGACCCCCUCUUCCUGGUCUGCCUCGCCAAGGAGUACUUGUUCUUCUGCCCCAAGCAGCCCCGGUCGCCAGGACAGAUUGUGUCUCCGCUCCUUAAACAAGUCGCCAUGAUCCUGACUCCUGUAAUCAAAGCAGCGCCAGCGCUGAUCGAUGCCCUGUAUGUGAUGGCUCAGGUCAAGUACCUCUCAGGAGAGUUAGAGAAUGCCCAGAGCACCCUGCAACGCUGCUUGGAGCUGGACCCUACCUCCGUGGAUGCCCACCUCCUCAUGUCCCUCAUCUAUCUGGCACAGGGCAAUUUCACCAUGUGUUCCCACUGCUUAGAGCUAGGCGUCAGCCACAACUUCCAGGUCCGAGACCACCCCCUCUACCACUACAUCAAGGCCAGGGCCCUCAACAAGUCUGGGAACUAUCCAGAAGCCAUAAAGACCCUGAAAAUGAUCAUAAAAUUACCAACUCAGAAGACAGAAGGAGGCAAGAAGUUCCACGGGCCCUCUGUACAGCCCAGCGAGCGGGUGUCCAUCUUACUGGAACUGGCAGAUGCCCUCCGGAUGAAUGGGGAGCUGCAUGAGGCUACUAAGAUCAUGCAGGACGCCAUCAAUGAGUUCAGUGGCACACCAGAGGAGAUCCGCAUCACCAUCGCCAACGUGGACUUGGCCCUGAGCAAGGGGAAUGUGGACAUGGCACUGAGCAUGCUGAGGAACAUCACGCCCAAGCAACCCUGCUACACAGAAGCCAAGGAGAAGAUGGCCAACAUCUACCUGCAGACCCGCAAAGACACCCGCCUCUACAUCGGCUGUUACCGGGAACUCUGUGAACAUCUGCCUGGUCCCCACACCAGCCUGCUAUUGGGUGAUGCUUUCAUGAACAUUCAGGAGGUGAGUGAAAGCCUCAUGGCCUUGCCACAUGGUCCUCUGAUCUCAUGUCUCCAGUGGGAGAGAAGAGACAGAGAGAGAGAGACCUCUGGAUACUUUCCCCACCAGCCUGAGAAGGCCUUGGAGGUUUAUGACGAGGCCUAUAGAAAGAACCCACACGAUGCAUCCCUCGUCAGCAGGAUUGGGCAAGCCUAUGUGAAAACCCACCAGUAUACCAAGGCAAUUAAUUAUUAUGAGGCCGCCCAGAAGAUCAGUGGACAGGACUUUCUGUGCUGUGAUCUGGCUGAGCUGCUCCUGAAGUUAAAGAAAUUCAGCAAGGCAGAGAAAGUUCUGAAACAAGCACUGGAACAUGACUCUGUCAAGGACAUCCCAUCCAUGAUGAAUGAUGUCAAGUGCUUGCUUUUGCUGGCAAAGGUUUACAAGAGUCAUAAAAAAGAGGACGUGAUGGGAACUUUGAACGAGGCCAUGGACCUCCAGUCUCGGAUCCUGAAGCGUGUUCCACUGGAGCAACCAGAAAUGAUCCCCUCCCAGAAGCAACUGGCAGCCUCCAUCUGUGUCCAGUUUGGGGAGCACUACCUGGCAGAGAAGGAGUUUGCCAAGGCAAUGCGGUCUUAUAAGGAUGCCCUCUUCUACUCGCCCGUUGACAAUAAGGUGGUGCUGGAGCUGGCGCGACUCUUCCUGCUGCAGGGACAGCUAGACCUGUGUGAGCAGCACUGUGCCCUCCUCCUACAGUCUGAGGAGCACCACGAGACCGCCUCUGUGAUGAUGGCUGACCUGAUGUUUAGAAAACAAAAAUAUGAAGCUGCUGUCGAUCUCUACCACCAAGUCCUGGAGAAAGCGCCAGACAAUUUUUUGGUACUGAAUAAACUAAUUGAUCUGCUAUGGAGAAGUGGCAGACUUGAAGAUGCCCCUGCCUUCUUUGAAUUGGCCAAGAAGAUGUCCAGCCGCAUUCCUUUGGAGCCAGGCUUCAACUACUGCAGAGGCAUCUACUGCUGGCACAUAGGGCAACCCAACGAAGCACUGAAGUUCCUAAACAAAGCACGCAAGGACAGCUCGUGGGGCCAGAGUGCCACCUACUACAUGGUGCAGAUCUGUCUGAACCCAGACAACGAGAUCGUGGGCGGAGAGGCUUUUGAGAAUCUGGUGGCUGAGAGCAACUCCACCGACAGGAAGGGCUCGGAGCAGCAUGGUGUGCGCACCGCGGAGAAGCUGCUGCGUGAGUUCUACCCGCACUCGGCCCGGGGCCAGACCCAGCUGCGGCUGCUGCAGAGUCUCUGCCUGCUGGCCACCAGGGAGAAGGCCAACGUGGAGGCGGCGCUGGGCACCUUCAUCGAGAUGGCGCAGGCUGAGAAGGAGAGCGUCCCCGCCCUGCUGGCCAUGGCACAGGCCUACGCGCUGCUGAAGCAGGUCCCCAAGGCGCGCACGCAGCUGAAGCGUCUCGCCAAGGCCCCGUGGGCGCUGGAUGAGGCCGAGGACCUGGAGAAGAGCUGGCUCCUGCUGGCGGACCUGUACUGCCAGGGCGGCAAGUUCGACCUGGCGUCGGAGCUGCUGCGGCGCUGCGUGCAGUACAACAAGUCCUGCUGCAAGGCCUAUGAGUACAUGGGCUUCAUCAUGGAGAAGGAGCAGUCCUACAAAGACGCAGCCACCAACUAUGAGCUGGCCUGGAAGUACAGUCAUCACGCCAAUCCUGGCAUUGGCUUCAAACUCGCUUUCAACUACUUGAAGGACAAGAGAUUUGUGGAGGCCAUUGAAGUCUGCCACCAUGUUCUCAGAGAGCAUCCUAAUUACCCCCAAAUCAGAGAAGAAAUUUUGGAAAAGGCCCAAGGGUCUCUGAAGCCCUAGCUGUGGUCAGUGGGAGCCAGGGUGGGUGGAAGCCAUCAAGCUAAAGAAGUUUCUUGGAGGGGUUGGGAAGUGGGGCAGGGGAGAAGAGAUUCAGAAUAUGACAUAUUCUUACCCAUUUCUCUAUUGUGUGUGGUUUAUUUGAAUCAUGCCUCAUCUGGUCUAAGGGCAUCCCAAAGCUUUGUGUUUUUAAGGCACAAGAGGCACUUUUGCUCUGAGGAGAAGAGGGAUCCACCAGCUUAACUUAUGCUGGGCUCACUGGGCACCUUCUGUUGGGUUCCAUUUUUAUUCCAGACUCUGAGGGAGCAGAGGGGAACAAAGAGGCGGUUUGGGGAAAAAAAACAAAAACAAAAACAAAACUCCCUACAUCUAUUUUCAUAUUAUUAUGUUAGUUUAUAAAUGCCUCCCCUCCUCUAUCUGGUCUUCAGACCCCCAGAGCUCAAGAAGCGACUCCCCACAGCAUCCUGCCCAGCUGGGACACAGACAGGACGACCAGCUCAGAAGGUCCCACAGCUGAGGCUGUGUGAGGGAGGCCAUCAUCCCAUAGGCUGUGGAGGCCCUUGGCUCACUCUGUCCAUACAUUCUGUCUCCUCCCCAGGUCCUCCGCUGGCCUCUGCUGCUCCUCACUGGUUUGGGACAAACCCGAUUACCCAUGACUGGUACAGCCCAAGAAAAAAAUAGCUCCCACUUCAGAUUUUCUAAAAGACACUGACCAAGAGAUUUAUCCUCCAGAAACCUUUUUCACGCCUUGGAGGAUAAAAGCAAUGGUCCCUAUUUAGAGGAAUUAUGUUACUUGUAACUGGCAAGAGAGUGGCAGAGGUCACUUUAGCUGCAGCUCCCAACACCUCUCUUCUUGUUUCUCAUGAUGCCAGUAACAGGCCCGGUUUGGCCUCAGAGGAAGGAACUCUGAACUGGGAGUUAGGACUGUGACCUUCCCAAGAGCUUCUGCUCUGUGGACUUAAGUGUCCCCCUCUGUGGUAGGAAAUUAGAUGAGAUGUGCCUGUCCCCAAAACCAUAAUGCAAAUCCCUUCCAAUGAUAUACAGCAAACAGUUUAUAGUUUAAUAGCCAUGUGUUUAAAAAUCAUUGUUACAUAAUAGAGAAAAAUUACUAGCAUGACAAAGUCAUGAAUUCAUGAGUGCUGUUACUCAGAAUGGUUCUAACUUUUAAGUAUAUCAAUAUAAUUGAUAUAAAGCAAAAUACUUAGUAUGAGUAGAAUACAGCAAAAUUUUCAAGAGAAGUUGUCCAGUGAUGACAGUUUGGGAACCGGACAGGUAGGGGUCGCGUUUAGAAUAGACAGAAUUAUCCUUGGUGGUGGCUGAGCCUUGUCUUUGUAACACCCUGCUGACCACAUGGAUGGCCUCUUGAUUUGAGUCAGUCAUCUGGAAUGCUUUCCCCAGCUUACUACCAUUCUUCCUAUGGGAAACCGGUCCCCUUUACUAGCAUCUGCUUUACAAUCUGGUUUCUUGGGGUGGCUUGUUGAGAGACAGGUUUGUCUGUAUGGAGAAUGAUGCUGUAAAGGAUUAUACAUUAAUCACAUUUUUAUUACUGUAGAACCUAAAUGGUCUUCAUUUAUCUUUAAAAAAAAAAAAAAGGCCAGGAAGCGAUCUUAUUGCCCUAGACAGGGAGAGGGUAGGUUCAGUCCUGCCAUGGUCUGUGUCCACGGUUUAGGGCCCUGUGGGGGCUUCCCGCCAGGGAACUGGAGCGGCCAGGAGUUGCUGUCCAGACUGCCAGGCUAAUCAGAGCAGGGCCUCGGAGCCCUUGGAGAGACCCAGACUUUGAAAUCAUGCGUGCUGAAGCAAACUCUACAAAGAGUGUUCUCAGCUGAGGACCAGCAGCAGGGAGACAGAGCAAUGGAAUGUACCAGGAUACUCUACCAGGAGAAGCCAAAGUCCUAGCUAAGCUGCUUACAGGGACAGGUUACCCAUCACAGGCCAGGCACCAAGCUAUGGAUCCUCCUCUGACCAUUGAUGAUGAGGCCAUGUCCAUGCAUGUUCAGAGGUAAGAGACAGAUACCCAAAGAGUAGCAGAACUGGCAGAGAGAGGAUGAUAAAACAUAGAGAUAGUGGCAGAAACAUGAAACAAUAUGGAAGUCACAAACAUGCCCCAGGUACUCUCCUAAGUGCUGCGUAUAUGCGAACUGAAUGAGCUUUUGAGACAAGCCGUGUUAUUUGCACAGUAUUGAGGACACCAAGACCCAGUGGUGGUAAACAGUGUGAUUUGCCUAAGUCACUUUGCUAGGUAGGAGAGCUGGGAUUUGAACCUGGCAUUCUGGGUCCAUGUUCUUACCCCGUAAGCCUCAGAGAUAAAGUUAAAGAGAGCCCAGCACAGACCAAAAGGCAGAGAAUCAGAGCCAGAUCUAGUCUCCUUAUUUGGUCUUCCCUUCCAGCACUUUGUAUAAAUCCUUAUUCCUAAGGGGGAGGCUGACCUUGCUCCUCAGGCCCUAGGCUGGGAGUCCCCAGGGCAGGGUGCGGCCUGCUCCUUUGGCCCACAGCCGGGCUGCUGGGGACAGGUCAGACGGGUCUGGCUGGUGCAGAUGGCUGAGGUCCUGCAGCUUCCUGUGCGCAGCCCGACAGGAGGACUCUACCAGCCACAUCCCACUGUCUGC